Molecule: messenger RNA, 2108 nt
Organism: Megalops cyprinoides (Indo-Pacific tarpon)
Lineage: Eukaryota; Metazoa; Chordata; Actinopteri; Elopiformes; Megalopidae
Gene: f9b
Product: coagulation factor IXb
Exons: 8
Coding region: 152-1687 (511 amino acids)
Biological process (GO): blood coagulation; proteolysis
Cellular component (GO): extracellular region
Molecular function (GO): calcium ion binding; serine-type endopeptidase activity
Source: RefSeq, a predicted model, not a curated record
CUGGCCAGAUCACUGUAGCACAAACACAGGUGGCCAAAUAACCUUUUGUGCCCAUCAGGCGCAAACACACUGCUGCACUUUGGAGCAGCCAGUGGGUUUGAUCAUUCCUCUCUGCUACGUUCUGGCUGACGGGAUAUCUCCCUGCGGCGGGAUGGCAAGAAUCUACCUUCUGCUCGUCAUUUCGGGGCUUCUGCUGGAGAACGGGCUCCGCUGUGGAGCUUUGGUGUUCCUGCCUCAGCACACGGCUGAUACUGUGCUGAAGAGGCAGAGACGCUACAACACACCGUUUGAGGAGAUGAAGGCGGACAACCUGGAACGUGAGUGCAUGGAAGAGAAGUGCAGCUGGGAGGAGGCCAGAGAAGUCUUCGAAAACAGGGAGAAAACAAUGGAAUUUUGGGUUGGCUACAUAGACGGGGACCAGUGCGAGUCAUCACCCUGUCAGAAUGGUGGCGUGUGCAAGGACGGCAUGAGCUCCUAUUUGUGCUGGUGCUCGGUCGGGUACACUGGGAAGAACUGUGAGAUAGAGACGGUGAGGCAAUGUGACAUCAGUAAUGGGGGCUGCAUGCACUUCUGUGAGCCCCACCCCCUGCAGGGAGUGACAUGCGAUUGUGCGGACGGGUAUAAGCUGGGCAAAGACGGACGUUCCUGUGAACCUGAGGGAAAAUUCCCGUGUGGCAAACUAGGGGAGACUGUAAAAGCUGUGUUGUCCACGCGUUCCGUGCACGCUCUACCCGCGGACAUGAGUUUUAAUGAAACAACAACGACCCUCCCUCCCCUCAACGCCAUCACAGAGGCUAGCCCUCCCACACCAAAUGCAACCAGUCCUUCUCCUACGAAUGCCAGCACCCCGCCCCUAUUCCGGAGCAAGGUGCCCUUUGGGGCAUUCUUCCCCACCAUGAUUUCUGCCACUGUAGAGGUGAACAGGGACAAUCGCAUCGUCGGGGGAGACGAGGUGACACCUGGGGAGACACCAUGGCAGGUGGCACUGAUCGACAGACAAUCAAAGAUUGUUUUCUGCGGAGGAACCAUCCUGAAUGAGCUGUGGGUGAUCACCGCUGCCCACUGCCAGGUGGAGGGCAAGGAGAAGGACACCUUCAUAAGAGUGGGCGAGCACAACGUGGAGAAGGACGACGGGACAGAGCGCGACCACGAGAUCGUCGCGUGGCACCCGCACCCGCACUACGACAAGCACACCAGCCAGUACAACCACGACAUCGCCCUCCUGCUGCUGCAAACGCCCAUCGCCUUCUCGGACUUUGUGCUGCCCGUCUGCCUGGGGCCCAAGGACUUCACGGAGAAGCUGCUGCAGGAGGGCCCCCCGGCGGUGGUGAGCGGCUGGGGGAAGCAGCGCUUCAGGGGGGUGGACUCGCGCGUGCUGCGGAAGGUGACCGUGCCCUACGUGAGCCGCACCAUGUGCAAGGGCAGCAGCAGCGAGCGCGUCACCCGCUUCAUGUUCUGCGCCGGCUACGCCGACCAGCAAAUGGACGCCUGCCAGGGGGACAGCGGCGGCCCCCACGUCACCCGGCAUGGGGACACUGCGUUCCUCACCGGCAUCAUCAGCUGGGGCGAGGAGUGCGCCAAAGAUGGCAAGUUCGGCAUCUACACCCGCGUGUCCCGCUACUACCCCUGGAUCUCCCAUGUCACCGGGAUCAAAAAGGGCACCUUUGAUUCCAACCAAGACCUUUAAAAUGCAGUCCCUCUCCCUGUGACCAUGCUGACAUGAUAUGGUCUGGACUAGUAAAUUUGAUGACAGAUGCACCUGGUCUUUCCUCCUGCUUGUUUGCUUGUGCUGUGUUUGAUAACGGGAAAUAAAAGAACACAAAAAGAAAACAAGAAUUGUGUCUAUGAGGAAAAAUGUCUAAUAAACAAAACUGAAAAAUACAUGCAGAACAGGGGUUCAAAGGUGAAGACCACCAAGAGGAGAGGAUGUAAUUGUACUUUGCUGAAGGAUUUUUCUCUGAAAUUUUGUGAAUUAUUCUAUUUACAGUACACUGUAGAGGUUAUUAGAUCCAAAAGCAAUAGGUGAAUGAGUGAAUAGUGUUUAUCCUCAAAAACCAACACAAUCAACCUAAAGCCAGUUAGACCACUAAUACAGUCUACUGCCCAUA